Erigeron canadensis is the source of this 531-nucleotide messenger RNA. Its product is annotated as conglutin delta 3-like. The coding region runs from base 1 to 531 and encodes 176 amino acids. Gene Ontology annotation, molecular function: nutrient reservoir activity. The record is from RefSeq and is a predicted model, not a curated record. NCBI's taxonomy places the organism in Eukaryota, Viridiplantae, Streptophyta, Magnoliopsida, Asterales, Asteraceae. The transcript has a single exon.
AUGGCAAAGCUAAUAGUUCUUGCAGUCGCAUUUACCGUCCUUGUCGCCAUUGCCUCUGCCCGUAAGACCGUUGUGGUUACCACCACCAUUGACGACGACGAUCCAAGUAGCCAAAAACAGCAACAGUAUUGUAGUCCAAAGCUUCGGCAAAAAAGUUUUGAUCAGUGUCAAAUGUACCUCGACCAACAAGCGGAUGAAAAACAAGACCAAGACUUGAUUCGGCAACAGUGCUGCUCCGAACUCCAAAAAGUUGACGAUCAGCAGUGCCAGUGUGUCGCGGUUAAGCAGGUUUUAAAAGAUUUCUUGCAGUCCCAACAACAAAAACGUGUAGAACAAGGUGAAGGUUUAUUCGGUUUUCAACAGAUUGAACGGUUUAAGCAAAAGGCUCAAAACCUCCCUAACCAAUGCAUAAUCCAAAAAAGUCAACAAGAAUGCAAAAUCGGAACUAUUAGCACCACAACUAUCAUCACCGAGGACCCCUACAACCACCCCAGUAUUAUCUCUACACGUGGUGGCUCAGAACAAAUGUAA